GCAUCCCAGGACACCCUUUAUUACUGAUCAGAAGGUGAACAUUUCAAGCUUUGCAGCAGUAGGUGGCACCAGUUCUAGACCCUUGAUGAUCAAAGCUCAUGGAGCCCUCAUGUUGAUCGCUUGGAUGACCACAGGCAGUGUGGGAAUGAUAUUUGCCAGGUACUUGAAGAAAUCCAUCAAGAAACCUCUCUUGGGUAAAGAUAUUUGGUUUCAGAUCCACUUUUUGAUGAUGUUGCUAACUGUCGUGGCAACGGCAAUCGCUUUCAUAUUAAGCUUUGUGGCAGCAAAUGGGUGGAGUGAGAGUGCAGGAGCCCAUGCUGUUAUCGGAUGCAUUGUCAUGAGUCUCUCUUUGAUUCAACCAGCCAUAGCUUUUUUCCGACCAUCUCUUCAAGAUAACCGGAGGUUUAUUUUUAAUUGGUUUCACAUGCUAAACGCAUUAGUCAUCAAAGUUUUGGCAGUUGCCGCCAUAUUUCUGGGACUGCAGAUGCUCAGCAGCUCUCCUAGCCAAUGGAUGGUUAAAACAAUGGGAGGCUUUGUGGCCUGGGAAUUCUUAGCUGCUAUCCUGAUGGAUGUAACUCUGUGGUUGAAAAAGAAAGAAAUGUAUGAAGAUUCAAACACCAAGGUGAAAAGUGAAGUGAUACUGCUGCUGUUGUACCUGUGUGGCAACCUGGCAUUUUUAAUAGCUCUGCUUAUAGGUAUUGGAAGUUCUUAAAAUCGGUUUCCCGUUUGGAGGAAGAAUGAGAAUGGCUUCUGCUCUUUUUCUACCCAGACAGAAAUUUCCGACCUCCUCUGUGCAAUUGUCUACCUGGAUGUACUGACAACUUGUUGAAAGGCAUCAACACUGAUCAUGAAAGUUGUUUGAUAAUGAUUCUGAAGGAAACUAAUUUACAAAUGAAGCCAAAUAUGGCAGAUCCCAAGUGCGUGAGUGUGUUGACAUGAAAUGCAUCUUUAGUCCUGACCAUGUUUGACGUACCGGAUCAACAUUUGGAUAUUGGUAGGGUUUCUUUUUCAAGCCAUGGCAAGAGAAACUCUCCCCCCCCUUCUUUUAUGAUGCCAUCUUAAUCAGUUAUUCUGUUACUUUAAAUUUAAGGCUGGAUUUACAAUUUCACUCUCAGAGAAAUUCUAAGUACUACAGAGGCUUCAUUAGUACUCCCCUUAACUUGACAAAUGCAAGCACAAUCAACACGCUCUUUCUACCACGCUGAGGCUGCAACCCUGCAAACAUUUAUUUGCAAGUAAACCCUACUGGCUGCUUUGGAAUGCAUGUCUGAUUAAGACUGCAGUGCCUGUGUGGUCAGCUGCACAGAUCUCUCGCCUCUGCAGACUGCUCCAUUCAUUUCAGAGGAAGAACACAAUCUGUGGUCACAUUUCUUGACAUGAGUUGUGCUAGGGAGCUCUUUCAUCAGUGAACAAUUACUGGGGCAUGGCAUAUAUUUAAUUAUGACAACCCCCAAAUUAAUCACAUUACUCUCUUAAUGUUUUCUCCCAUGGUUUUGCUCUCCUUAAAUUACUGAUCUAGUCCAGCAGCUAUUGGCAAGACCUUGGAUCGUCCCAAGCUGCAAAUGUUUUGUCACAUUUUACAACUCUGUGCCAGUGUUCAAAAACCGUUAGCAAUAGAAAGAUGUUUCACAUGUAACACUAAUCAUGAUAGCUGUCGAAGCACAGAUUUAUGAUUUUAGAAUCCAUUUGGCUCUGCAGUCUAAAUGCAAUACUGGCUGGCUGCCCCUUACCUGAGCCUCGUUCUCUGUUCUUCAUCCUCUUCCUUGCUGCUUGCUCAUUCCAGCCAUCCAGCACAGAAGAGAUGACGACUUCUUUUUGCCUCCCACAUGCCUGCAUUGUGUUAUUUGCCUUCAAUCUGCAAUCCUCAACAAUGUCCAAGGGGAAUUUUGUGGUCUUCCUCCACAAGACAGCACUUGCUGUUUAGCCUCGCCCCCCCGUCUCUGAAUACAUAGAACCAUAAAAUUGUAGAGAUGGAAGGGACCCUGAGGAUCAUCCAGUCCAACCCUCUGCAAUGCAGGAAUGUGCAAUUGUCCCAUACGGGGAUCAAACAUGCGACCUUAGAGUUAUCAGCACCACACUCUAACUGAUUGAGCUACCCAGCCUAUUCUCUUCUUGGCAACAGUGGCCAGAAAGAGGGGAGGAGAGCUCCAUUUUUUCCCUGGGUUGUUGACAGCCCCAGUGGGAACAGUCCAUUUGGCUAUGUAGACCUUGGCCUGGUACAGCAUGUUAAUUCUUACGCCUGUAAUAAUCCAAAGCAAAACACCAGCAUCAAUCAAAACAAAAAAAAAUUCCUUCCAGUAG
Messenger RNA from Podarcis muralis (Common wall lizard), 2301 nucleotides. The record is from RefSeq and is a predicted model, not a curated record. Lineage: Eukaryota; Metazoa; Chordata; Lepidosauria; Squamata; Lacertidae.